This is a messenger RNA of Dendroctonus ponderosae (mountain pine beetle), 6129 nucleotides long. Its product is annotated as cadherin-23. The coding region runs from base 205 to 5922 and encodes 1905 amino acids. The record is from RefSeq and is a predicted model, not a curated record. Gene Ontology annotation, molecular function: calcium ion binding. Gene Ontology annotation, biological process: homophilic cell-cell adhesion. Lineage: Eukaryota; Metazoa; Arthropoda; Insecta; Coleoptera; Curculionidae. Gene Ontology annotation, cellular component: plasma membrane. The transcript is spliced from 30 exons.
UCCAACAUGGAAACGCUACACUUCGCUGAUUAACUAACUCGCAUUCGCGGUACCCAACAUUUGAUGGACAGUCGACCGACUACCAGAAAUUGCCGCUCUUCCGGUCAACUUUUUCUUGCGGUUCUUCAAUUACGUUUCUGUUUAUGUGUUCAAAGUGAAGUGAUUUUUUGGAUCGGUUUUCUGAUCAAUGCGUGACCGUUAGAAAUGGUACUAAAAGUCGCAGACAACGAAGCUUCAAUAAAAAUAAAAAACACCCAAAGGACGUUUAGUGGGUUUUCCAUCAAAGUGAAAUUUAAAACGAUGCCAAAUCUUCAGUUGACUAAAGCAAAUCUCCUUAUAUUAAUAUUAAUACCGUUGUUUAGUGUAAUUAGUGUGGUGGAAUGCAAUAGACCGCCGCGAUUCCUGAUUGAUGGCCAAACCGAAAUCGUUUUACGACUGAAGGAAGGAAACGAAACCCAAAUUGGUACUCUGCUUUACAAACUAAGAGCCUACGAUGCAGAUGGAGACCGACUUACUUUCGGCGUAAAACCAACUGCAGAUAGCGAUGUUAUAAUAAUCGACAGCACAUCGAACAACGAAGCCAACGUCUAUUUGAAUAAACUCCUCGAUAGGGAGGAACAAGACGAAUAUCCGCUGGUUCUAACAUUAACCGAUGGCCACUUGGGCCCGGGAAACUACGUUACGCAAAGUUUACUCAUCCUGGUCGAGGAUGUUAAUGAUAAUAUUCCGGUAUUCAGGAGUCAUCCCAGCUCGCUAUCGAUUCGCGAAGACGCCCCCCCAGGAGUGAUCGCUAAACUGGAAGCCACCGAUGCGGAUGAAGGCCCUUAUGGACAAGUGAUUUAUCAGCCGGCUCCGGAUGUGGACAAAAGCUUGUUCAGUGUUAGUACCGUUGGAGACAAGGCCAUUGUGAAACUUAUAGGAAGUUUGGACUAUGAAAGGCAAACUGUGCAUCAAGUGAAAGUUCUGGCAGUCGAUCGCGCCAAAGAGGGACGAGUAAAUACAGGAACUGCAGUGAUUUUGGUGAAGGUGCUCGAUGUUGAGGACCGGCCUCCGGAAUUCGUCCGGGUGGUGCCAAUUUCGCGGAUUGCUGAGAACAGUCCUAUUGGGUCCACAGUGCUACAAGUGAUUGCCAUAGACGGAGAUCGGGACAUAAACAACAGAAUCCAAUACUCGCUCACCACAAAUAAUAUUGAGCAUGCAAGGGAUAUUUUCAGGAUUGAAAAGGAUACCGGGAAAGUGGUCACUGCUGCACUUUUGGACCGCGAAGCCCUGCCACUGGGUUCCAGCUCGUAUAUUCUGCAAAUAACCGCGACGGAAGUUGGAGGGCGAGAGCGACCGCCACCUUACGCCACAACUGAAGUGACCGUGAUGAUAUCAGAUGUUAACGAUGAAACCCCAAUGUUUAAAAGCAACGUUUACGAAUGCGAAAUUGCGGAAAAUGCCCCGAAAAACACUCCUUUGAUGUUUACAGGAAAUUCUUUGCCAGAAGUUUUCGACUACGACCAGGGGAUAAACGGCACAUUUCAAUUGUACGUUAAAAACGGGAAUGAAAUCUUCGACUUGACCCCUAAAAGAGCCACCAACGAAGCAACUUUUGCUAUUAAGGUGAAAAAUAGCACCAUCCUGGACUUUGAAAGAGUGAACGUGAUCAACUUCACCAUCGUAGCAAAAGAGGUGGUUAAACUUAAUCCAAAAUUCAGCGAGGUGCCGGUAAUAGUUAGAAUCCUGGAUCGGAACGAUAACUAUCCGGAAUUCACCAAAAGCGCCUAUGAAGUGUGGGUUCCGGAAAAUUGCGAUAUUGGCACCACUGUGGCUUGGGUUCAAGCUCUGGAUGACGAUUCAGGAGUGUAUGGAACCAUGGGAGUCAGAUACACGAAUAUUGGUGGAAGCAUUGGAAAUUUACUCAACAUUCAUCCAGUUUCUGGAAUAAUCACGGUGAAAACUGCCGGCGGUCCUUCAUGGGACAGAGAGCAAGUGUCCAGACAUUUUCUAACAGUGGAAGCAAGAGAUGAUUUGGGAAACGGAAAUCGAAAUUCCGUCCAACUGACCAUCAAUCUGGAGGACGUGAACGAUAACAGUCCGAUUUUCACUCAGAGCAAAUACGAAGCGCGCCUAUUGGAGAAUCAGGACAAUUUUGAAAGUGUGCUCAAAGUCGAGGCACGAGACGCAGAUUUAAAUGGGACGAAAAACAGUGAAAUCGAAUAUUUUCUAGUCGGGGAGCUGCACCAGAACUUUAGCAUGGAGCCGGCCACUGGCCUCAUCAGGCCCAAACAUCCCAUCGACUUUGAAUACAUUGAGGGCUCUGAAGAGGAGAACGUGAGGAUUUUGUACUUAACUGUAAGGGCACGCGACAUGGGAAGUCCAAGUUUAUUCAGUGAAGUGCCGCUACUUGUCUACGUGGAAGAUGUUAAUGAUUGUCCUCCCAUUUUCAAGCACAUGUUUUACAAUGCAACUAUUGCGGAAGAUGUCGAAGGUGCCACCCCAGUGGUUCAAGUUGAGGCUUUCGAUUUGGAUGGUUCUUCUCCGAACAAUCGCAUAGUCUACAGAAUCCAGCAGGGUGCAUUUGACAAGUUUAUUAUUGAUUCUGAAACAGGUGUGAUCUCAACAGCCUACGGGGCUAAUUUGGAUCCGGACUUAACAAAGCCCAGAAAAAUGGUUUAUCCACUGAAAGUGUUGGCUUUAGACGGAGGCCAGGGCGAGAACCAACUGGCUGCUGCUGUAACAGUGGAAAUUUCGAUUCAGGAUGUUAAUAAUAAAAAUCCCGAAAUUCUCGAGCUGGAUGAACUUCGGGUUCCUGAAAACACCCCGGUUGGGACCGUUAUAGCGAAAAUAACUGCCCGAGACCUGGAUGAAUCUGCCAACUUAACUUACUUCAUAGACAAAGAACAUUGCCAGGCAAUAGACGAAAGGGGCAUUCGAGUGAAAAACGAACCAAUCAAAUGCUUCAGUUACUUUACUCUGGACCCUUCUGCUGGCAGUUUGAGUGUGGCCAGAAACAUAGAUCGGGAGGAAAUUGAGCAGUUUUCUCUUCGGGUGGUUGUGAGGGAUUUAAACGCCGAAACCGAUCACAUCCAGGAAGACGCUUCGACGUUAAAAAUCAAAAUAGACGACUUGAACGAUAAUAGCCCUAAAUUCACGGAGCCUUUCUACAAGUUUCUAGUCAAUGAAAACAGCAAAAACGGGGUUUUAAUUGGCACAAUUAAGGCCAAUGAUGCCGAUGCGAAUAAAUCAGUCACCUACGUGUUGGACAAAAGGCAGCAUUAUGGAAACUUGGUUUUUCUCGAUGGAAAUACGGGCGAAAUUGUGGUGGGAAGUAAGCUCGAUAGAGAAGCAACUGAAUGGAUCAAUUUCACGGUAAAAGCUAUAGACUCGGGUUCACCAGCUAGAGCUGCUGGAGUGGAAGUGUUUGUUCAAAUAUUGGACGAAAACGACAAUAGUCCAGUAUUUGCUCGCGAGCCAACUGCUUUAAUGAUUCCCGAAGAUAUUCCUCCGGGUAGUCAGAUCACAACGAUUAAGGCUACGGACGAAGAUAUCGGAGAAUAUGGCAAAAUCACGUUCAUUCUUGAUAGACUAUCAGCACAGGGAAAGUUCUCCAUUGAAAGUGAUACUGGCAUUUUGAAAGUGGCCGAAAAACUGGAUCGGGAAGAGAAGGGCAAUUACUUGCUAAUAAUUCAGGCUUGGGAUAAUUAUCAGUACGGGUUCAACAGUGGAGAGAGCAGAAAUGCUUUUAAACAUCUAAACGUAACUCUUCUAGAUGUGAAUGAUAAUAAACCAGAAUUAGUUGUGGAUCCUGGUUGCGUUAAUAUAACGGAGUUCCACGAACCCAAACAACCCAUUACAAUUGUGAGGGCGUCUGACAAGGAUGAUCCGAAUACGUCCAAUGGACAGGUUAUCAUCGAUAUUGCGGACGGAAACCAGCAGGAUCUGUUCGAUUUGAAUCAAAUCAACGAAUGGGCGGCGCAAGUUCGCACCACACGCUCUCUGAAGAGGAGGCAUGGAAAUUACACGCUGAUUAUCCGAGCGCAGGACUUAGGAGAGCCCAGUUUCCUGGUGGAGGCUCCAUUGCAUAUUUGUGUAAUGGACUACAACGAUCAUGCCCCUGUUUUCGUUUCGCCGCCGCAUAAUUCAACACUUAGAGUGCCGGAGAACGCGACAGUCGGAAGCCCUUUGCUCCAGAUUGUGGCCACCGAUGAAGAUGUAGGCCCAAACGGAGCGGUUCGAUAUCGGCUCAAAGCUGACCCGGCUGGACAUUGGAGGGCGUUCAAUUUGCACCCAACUUCGGGAAUUUUGGAACUACGAUGGCCAAUGAACCGGAAAAAACAGAAAAUUUUUGAUAUUCGUGUGGAAGCUUACGACUUGGGCAUUCCAACGUCUCUGAGUUCCGAUCUGGAUCUGACGGUUUAUGUGACCGACAUCAAUGGGUAUCAGCCUCAAUUUAGGGAAGACGAAUUUAUCGUCAACUUUACAGAAAAUAAAAAACCUGGAUCCGAACUAAAAACUCUACCGAAAACGAUUGAUAAAGAAGAAAUGGAAAUUGAAAGUACGCCAGCCCCGAUCUGCUACUUCAUAGUGGGCGGAAACGAAGAUGGUUUAUUCAAUCUACACCCAAUCGAUCACACUCUACAUGUAACGCGGUAUUUGGACCGGGAAGAGAACGACGUUCACUUGCUUCUAGUGAAAGCCACUGAAGAUUGCACGUAUCCUCCGGAGCCUCAGAAUUUUUUUGACUCAGACGAUAACACGCAGCUCAAAGUAAUUGUGAAAGUUUUGGAUGUAAACGAUAAUGCUCCCAGGUUUAUCAGACGUGUAUUCACGGGGGGAGUUAGCACGGCAACAUCAUUUGGAACGAAAUUCAUGUCGGUCAAAGCGGAAGACGCUGACUAUGGACCCAAUGCCCUCAUUUCCUAUUUUAUCAUUGGGAGAGUCCAGAUGACAUUAACCGAAGGUCUAGACAGCUUGAUGCGGGCUCCAUUUCUGGUGGAAAAAGAAACUGGGUCGAUCAAACUCAAUUUUGACCCUCAACAGGGGAUGAAAGGCUACUUUGAUUUUAUGGUGCUGGCCAAUGAUACCGGAGGCCUACAGGAUACGGCCAGAGUAUUUAUCUACCUGCUGAGAGAGGACCAAAGGGUGCGAUUUGUGCUCAGGCAACAUGCGCCAGACUUGCGGGAUAAAAUUGAAAUCUUCCGAGAUACUUUAGGAAAUGUGACCGGAGCCAUCGUGAACAUAGACGAGUUCAGAAUACACGCAAACCAUGAUGGCACUGUAGACAAAACUCGAACUGAUCUGUAUUUGCACCUGGUGGACCGACAGGAUAAUUCUAUACUGGAAGUAGCUGAUGUGCUGCGGCUGGUGGAUCAGAACACGGAGAAACUGGACGAUUUGUUUAAGGAUUUCAACGUUCUGGACACGCAACCUGCCGGGAGUUUGGCUCUGAAGGCGAAGCUCCAAACCGCGGGAACAACGUUUUGGCUAACAGCAACCUCUUUGUUCCUGUUUCUGCUCCUGCUGCUUAUUUUGGCCUUGUUUAUUACUCAACGCCACGCAUACCAGCGAAAACUGAAAGCUGCCACAGCUACAGCUUAUGUUCGAGCGGAUUCGGACAUUGAUGGCAGGGGCUUAAGCAUGCUCGGGGGCCGAGUUCCCAACACGAACAAGCAUAGCAUGGAAGGCAGCAACCCCAUCUGGCUAAAGGCUUAUGAGAAUGAAUGGUACAAAGGCCCUGAUGACCUGAGCAACACUUCGGACCCGGAUUCACUGGAUGAAAACGUGAUUUGCGACGGCGAGGCAACAGAAUCCAUCGAACACGUGCCGUCAAACAGUUGCGAGAAUUUAACUUCGGAUCUACUGGCAAAGCCAAACAUUUAUCACACUUUGCCCAUGCCCGUUCCACAGCCACGCAAACUUGAAACCACCGAAUUAUGAUCGUUCGUCUGUGGAAACUUGGACUAGACAGCAUUCAGCCACUAGUUUACAUCGUGGAAGAAGUUCCGGAAGAAGGAAAUUUUGAGUGUCGUCCCAUGAGGCCUUAGUCGGUCAACUUUCGCCCAACAUCGACGCUUUAUAGAAAUUCGUUUUAACUGUAUAAAAAGCGAAGAUUUAUGAUUGGAUGUAAUUAAAAGUGUGAUUUUU